Messenger RNA from Mesorhabditis belari, 420 nucleotides. Lineage: Eukaryota; Metazoa; Nematoda; Chromadorea; Rhabditida; Rhabditidae. The record is from the annotation of a GenBank genome assembly.
AUGGCAAAGAAACCCUUCAAUUCUCAACAGGUUGACAAGUCUCUGCUAUCGAUACCCAAUAAACCAAUAAAUAGAGACGCUAUCAAAAAAGAAAAAUGGCAUUCGAAGCCUCUAUUCAUCUUCACAUCAAUGCUUAUUUUUGUUGGCAUAGUGCUGGGAAUCAUCAUGAUCAAUUGGGACUUCGACAAAUCCCGUUCUAGAACAAGACGGAAUUUGGAAACUUGCAACGAUCAAAACGCUACGCUGACAAUUUGCCGAAAACAAUUGGACCAUCUGCAGGAGAAGCUUCGCGAGAAAAUAAAUCUAGAAGUACAAAGAAAAGACGAAAUCGAUAGAUUGCAUGUCGAAGCUGUUGUUUUGAAGCAAAGAUUAUCCGAGUGUCAAGAGGAAAAACUUGCACUACGAGAAGAAAUGUGGGUU